AUGGAAGAGGAAGAGUAUAGCUCUGAAACAUCUAACGAAGAAGAUGGCGAAAAAGAAGGAAAUGCUGCUGAGAGUGAUGUCUUCAGACCAGUUGAUGUAGAUCCAGCAUGUUUACCAAAAGUAGGGAUGAUAUUUGACUCGGAGGAAGAUGCCUUUCAGUUUUAUGUGACAUAUGGCUGUCACGCAGGUUUUGGUAUUACAAGAAGAUCUAACAAUACCUUUGAUGGUUUCCGCUAUCGCUCUACAUUCAUAUGUUCUAAAGGAGGGCAGUCUAGACUGAGAUCUGGUGUGACAAGACCUGCAAGAAAGCGAGGCAUGAAGACUGGCUGCAAGGCCAAGAUGAUUGUGAAGGAUGCCCAUUUUCAAAAUCGCUGGGAAGUAAUUGUUCUUGAGUUAGAGCACAACCAUCCGUUGGAUCCGAGCUUGCUUAAGUUCAAGAGACAUUUGAAGAACUCAACUUUUUCGAUAAAUCCACCUCAAAUUUGUGAGUCUGAGGGACAACAGAUCAACUCAGCUCUUGUACAAUCAAGCAGAGUUGGUGAUACUGGUGUAACUUCGUCCUCUACACAGAUUGAAUUCAAAGCCAAAAUAGACAGAAAUAGGAAAUUGAAGCUCGCAGAAGGAGACUUAGAUGCCCUGUUGGAUUUUCUCAACAAAAUGCAAGACCAAAACCCUUGUUUCUUUUACAGUUUAGAUAUGAAUGAGCAAGGGCAGCUAAGGAAUGUCUUUUGGGCUGACGCUAAAUCACGCAGUUCAUACAAUUACUUUGGUGAUGUUGUUGCUAUUAAUGUCACAAACUUUAGUGAUCAGUAUGAUAUGCAGUUUGUGUCAUUCAUGGGCACUAACCACCAUGCACAGCCAGUGUUACUAGGUUGUGGCCUGCUUGCUGGUAGAUCUCUUGGGGCUUAUGUGUGGCUUUUUGGUACAUGGUUAAGAUGUAUGAAUGCCAAGCCACCACAUUCAAUAAUUACAAACUACUGUCAUGAUGUAGCGAUAGCUAUUAAAAAGGUUUUCCCUAACGCAAGGCACCGUUUUUGCCUUUCACACAUCUUAAAUGUGCUUCCUGAAAAGUUGGAAGAAAUGGAGAACAAGGAUGAAAUUAUUUCCACAUUCACCACACUGGCCUAUGAUUAUGUUACUGUGCCUGACUUUGACAGAGAGUGGCAAGAUACCAUCCAACAUUUUCGUUUAGAGGGAAAUGAAUGGCUGUCCAAACUAUAUGAGGUCAGGAUGCAGUGGGCUCCUGUUUAUGUUAAGGAUUCGUUUUGGGCAGGAAUGUCUGUCACAGACAGAAGUGAUAGUGUAACCGACUAUUUUGAUGGCUGGUUGAUGUCAGGAACCUCUUUGAAAAUGUUUGUAGAGCAAUAUGAGGAAGCUGUUAAAGGCAAGUUAGAAAAGGAAUCUUAUGAAGAUUUACGAUCAGCUCAGAUGAGGCCACUAAUGGUGACGGGGUUGCCCGUGGAAGAUCAAGCAGCAAAGGUGUACACUGCAGAAAUCUUUCAGAAGUUCUUCAAUGAAAUAGGACAUUCAUUUCAUUGCAAUUAUAGUAUACUUGAACGUAAUGAUUCAAUGGUUACAUACAUAGUUUCGGAGCAUGUCGAUCAAACAAACAAGGUAGACUACAAAGUUGCUUAUGAUAAUGUUCAAGGUGACAUAUGGUGCCUCUGCCGUUUGUACCAAUCCAAAGGAAUAUUGUGCAGGCAUGCACUCACUGUACUGAGACAGGAGCUUGUGCCGAUGAUUCCACAAAAAUACAUCAUUCAUCGCUGGUGCAAGGACUGUAAACAAACCUGUGCUUCGAUAUCCCAGCCUGUCUCAGCAGGUAAUCAGGAACUGGGAAGCUACGAUGAUCUGUACAAACUUGGCCACCAAUACUUUGCAGAAGUUGUGGAAUUUGGUUCCAUGAACUCAGAAUCAAAAGAAUAUGCUUUGUCAAUCAUGAGAGAAAUCAGGGAUAAAGUGAUUUCAUAUGAGAAGUCACUAAGAGAUCAAAGGGUUGACAGCCAUGUUUCAACAGCCAACUUUGCAUACAAUCCUGUGAACGAGGAUUUUACUGAUGAUGCUUUGCCCAUCUCUCUUAGUACAAAGGGCUGGGAUCUUACUCAAGGCCAAUCCAAACGUUCCCGAAAGAAGAAGCUGGCGACCCCAACUGUUCUUGAUACUUUGAAAAAGAAAACUAAAAGGGCAUAUAACAAAAGGAGGAAUGCCACUGCAAACACCCUGAACACAGCUGCCACUGUAACUGACAGUGUAACUGAUGGCACAAAUGUUCAGCAGAAUCCUGUAAAUGAGGGAUGGCCGUUAACGUCAACUAGUGCUCCGGAAACUUUCCCUUAUGGAGUGGAGAACAUUUCAUUUGAUUUGUCACAAUACAACAAUGCCCCAAGCUUCCACUGGCCUGAAAGCAGCAGCAGAUCUCAGCUCCAGUGA
Molecule: messenger RNA, 2430 nt
Organism: Miscanthus lutarioriparius
Lineage: Eukaryota; Viridiplantae; Streptophyta; Magnoliopsida; Poales; Poaceae
Source: the annotation of a GenBank genome assembly